CUCCCGGAGAGGCGGAGGGUCCGGCUUCCACCGUGACUUCGGCGGCCUGGUUGGGUUUUUUAUUAUUAUUUUCAAAUUUCUGAAUCCAGCUUGAGCAAGAGAGCAAGAGAUCUCCGUAGACUGCGACUCGCUGGCUCUCGCUCCGAGAUGAUGCAGAGCGCAUCUGUCCCCGCGGAGGGGGCUGUCAAGGGGCUCCCGGAGAUGCUUGGUGUGCCGAUGCAACAGAUCCCCCAGUGCGCCGGCUGCAACCAGCAUAUCCUGGACAAGUUCAUCCUGAAGGUCCUGGACAGACACUGGCACAGCUCCUGCCUCAAGUGUGCAGACUGCCAGAUGCAGCUGGCGGACAGGUGCUUCUCCAGGGCCGGGAGCGUCUACUGCAAGGAGGACUUCUUCAAGCGCUUCGGCACAAAAUGCACGGCCUGCCAGCAGGGCAUCCCCCCGACCCAGGUGGUCCGCAAGGCGCAGGACUUCGUCUACCACCUGCACUGCUUCGCCUGCAUCAUCUGUAACCGGCAGCUGGCCACAGGGGACGAGUUCUACCUCAUGGAGGACGGGCGACUGGUGUGCAAGGAGGACUACGAGACGGCCAAGCAGAACGACGACUCAGAGGCCGGAGCUAAGCGGCCCCGGACCACCAUCACAGCGAAGCAGCUGGAGACGUUAAAGAAUGCCUACAAGAACUCCCCCAAGCCCGCCCGACACGUGAGGGAGCAACUUUCCUCGGAGACGGGCCUGGACAUGAGGGUCGUCCAGGUUUGGUUUCAGAACAGAAGGGCCAAGGAGAAGCGCCUGAAGAAGGACGCGGGGCGGCAUCGCUGGGGCCAGUUCUACAAGAGCGUCAAGAGGAGCCGGGGAGGCAGCAAGCAGGAGAAGGAGAGCUCUGCCGAGGACUGUGGGGUUAGUGACAGUGAGCUGAGCUUCCGAGAGGAUCAAAUUCUCUCAGAACUUGGCCACACCAAUAGGAUUUAUGGCAACGUGGGGGACGUUACAGGCGGACAGUUAAUGAAUGGGAGCUUCUCCAUGGACGGGACAGGACAAUCCUAUCAGGACUUGAGGGAUGGGAGCCCCUAUGGAAUCCCCCAGUCUCCAUCCUCCAUAUCGUCCCUGCCAUCCCACGCUCCUUUGCUCAAUGGGCUGGAUUACACGGUGGACAGUAAUUUGGGCAUCAUUGCGCAUGCAGGGCAGGGAGUAAGCCAGACGCUGAGAGCCAUGGCUGGGGGACCCACCUCUGACAUCUCCACAGGAAGCAGUGUAGGCUAUCCCGACUUUCCAACUAGCCCAGCCUCUUGGCUUGAUGAAAUGGAUCAUCCUCCUUUUUAAACAUCUCUCCUCCCCAAACUACCAGUCCUUCUGGCUUGAGAGAAUAUCUUCAAGGUCAAAGGAGACUUUCCUUUCAAGGAUCACAAUGCACCAAUGUGAAUUUCCAUUAUUUUCAAUGGAAGUCCUUUGCUGAUCCCUAGGAGGUUGCGAGACUGCACUAGGGCGUUGUUUUCCUGGGGAAGUGGUGGGAGAGCAGCCUCCUCUUAGAACACAGCACAGGGGCGUGGAGCCUGGCGCGCUAGGGUGCUGGCUUGUUGGCUCCCUCCCCCGCCCUGCUUACAGGCUUUGGCUGCCCGGUGCUUGGUGGCACGAGGUGACUGUCAGGCCACCCUGGCCUCUGGGAGCUCUGCUCUGACUGGUGUGUCUCCUGAGAUGCCUCCCGAACCACUGCUGUCACCAGAACUGAGAUUCCCAAAGUAGAGGCAUCACAUCCCUUGAGUGUAACAAAGUGAUUUCUGGACCACCGUUAUUGAACUCUUAAUUUUCAAAAUAAAAAAGUCACUUAUUAAAGGUCCGUGAAAACUUUGAUGGCCAGUCUGAUACUGAAAACAUACUCCCCCCGCUUUUCUUUUUUCUCUGUGAAAAAUAAGACUUCGUCCCUAUCCAGAAGUACAAGCCAGAGAAUAUUUGUCAGUUUUGGUUUCUAAGAAAUCCCAUCCAUAUCACUGAAUCCCUGAUGGCAAGAAGUGGUUUUCAUUGCAGGUGACUCUGAGGCUGGAGCUGAGUGGCCCGUGGUGCACAAUGUGCCUUUUUAAUUUGCUCGUAUCAUUUAUUCCAGAAGACAGGCUGUGGGUUACAAAAUGAUCAAAGCUAAAACACGGAGAGAACAGAACGACAAUCAGUGAAAAUGUUUGUAGACACCUUUGGAUUCCAGACUUGCAGUCUGUUUAGCCAAAUCAGCAGAUACCAGUCUCCCAGAUUUCACCGUCCGGUAGGGUGAAAGGAUGCUGUGAGUCUGUUUUGAGGGAGUUGGUUUAGCCGAGUUUGCAAGCCCACCCCCACCUGCAGCUAACCCUCCCCAGCCCCUUACAAAUGAGAGGUUUCUCUGCUGUGCCAGCUGGCUCACUGGAGUGCAAUCUUGGGCUCCUCCAAGUACCAGCAAUGCUUUUUGGCCUCUCUUGCUUGGAAGGAAUAAUUUAGGGAGCAGCCCUAAAAUUGUCCAAAGGGUUCCAAGUGGUCCUUGGGCUGCACCUCUCUGGGUGGCUGGCUGACUCGUGCCAGGCCCUGUGGUGCUCCAGUCCUGCGCUCAGAAGGGCAGAGCUCUCCAGCCAAAGGCAGCACAGAGACUCUCGGCUUGUGGGUUUGCAAUAGUACCUCACCAAGCCGGAGGCCAACGCAAGGCCGACCCCUGCUUUAUGAGCUGCCGCCCCCGUGACAGACGGCACUUCUGUGGGAAAUACUAUCGUGAAUGGUGUUACAACUCCCACUUUAUGCACCACGCACCUGUCCAUCAGGAAGUGCUCCUGUGCACACUGGAGUUUAGCUGGUGGCAUUUAUUCCACUCCCCUUGGGAAACUGUGGUUUGCUUCUUCCGGCCUCCCAUUCUCUUAAACAAGUUCAGCAGAGUAGGAAAGGGUAAGAAGGCACUGCCCGUCUUCACAUGAAACGAUGGGGCCAAAGCCCCUAAGGACCCUUCCUUCUGUGAAUGGUUCGUCACCUUUUGAGGACUGAAAAGAUGUAGGCAUGUGGUAGGCAGCCUCUUUGGCUGCUGUAUCUUUUGUAAACUCUUUUCCAGGCCUUAACUAAGGUCCGUUAAGCUUCUUUAAAAUACAUAGUAAAUUCCUGGGAUCAGCCUUCAGACCGUCUUUUCUCUGAUCAAUUUUGUGCUGUACCCUUAUUUUUUGAUGUGCUGCAGUUGUCAUGACUUUUGCUUCGGGAGCCUGCAAAUGUAGACUCUUCUUUUCUUGAGGUUCCAGGUGUAGAUGGUUCCAGGUUAAGCCAAUUCUGUGCUAUUGGGAAUUCCUCGAUAACGUGAGCAUGGUGGGUGAGGAUGGGGACACAAGCGCAAGAUAAGAAGCCAUGUGAAGGGAAGGAAAAGCAGCUGUCUUCUCUGAGGACAGCUUCUUCAACACACUGGUCUUAGCAGGCUGCUUACAAUACAUGGGAGAAAGACUGUGCUGGGCAGUGAACCAGUUAAAAACGGUCCCACCCAGACCACUGACUCGGCUGGGUCGCUUGGCGUAGUAUCUCGUGGGAUCUCGGAGGCACUCUGUAGUUUUGGCGAGUGUAGCAGGAGAGCAGGCUCUCUGAAGGGGUGUGCCCCUCCGCGUAGCACUGUUUUUUAAGAUCGACUGAAGUUGACCAGUUUUCGUUUUUGUAUGCGAGUUAAUCAUGCUCACUCCCUACUCACUGGUGGGAGAAGGGGAGGCCUUCCUCAGUCACAUUAAUAACAGAAGUCUCUUGAGGAACUCAGUGAGCAGUGCAGCUGAUGUUGGGAGUAGCUUCUUCAGUUUGGAGGGGUGGGCUAGCCAGAAGAGCUCCUGAGAGGGCACUGGCUGGAAAGCCAGGAGGGCCGGAUUGAGGCUCCCCAGAGCCACCUCCUCAGAAAGCAGCUAAACACUGGCGCCCCAUUUAGAAGCACAGCCACAACAGGUCUCCCAUUUUAAGUGGAUCUCCUUGCAAGUGGGGUUAGCAUUACGGAUGGGCCAGUGCCACCAAUGAGCCAGUGCAUGCCAAGACUGUUCCUUGGCUCUUCUGUGGCUCCAAGAUGGAGAAGAACAAAACAUUACCGUGAGAUUCUCUUCCCGACGCUCCUCUGUUGCUCAGGCGUCUAUUACUGAGGUAUAAGGUGCUAUAUGGGAGCUGUUUUCUCCCUUGCAAAAAUGACAUGGAUCAAUUUUAAAAAUGAAAUGAGACCUUCUAGAGGCAUUUACAAUAUUUGGACCUGUCUUUGGCUCUAAGAGAGCAAUUAACUAGCAACCAUUAUCUGCAGUACCUGGCUGAUAGACCUUAGGGUAGGAGGCUUCUGAAUCCAGGAGCAAAUUAAUAAUAAUAAUAAUUAAUAAUAACCCCUGCCCCAAGAUUCCAGUGGUACCUGGUAUAAGCAGAAAGGGGACGUGUGGGGCUAUGGAAGAAUCUAUAUUUGCUGAAAAGCAAUAAAACCAUGAAGGAAAUACCAAAUGCAAGCACUAAGCUGGCCCACUGGGUAAAUCACAUUGUUGGGAAGCCCGGUUCCUUUCAGGGACUUGCUGUGCAGCCUGAGGCAAACUCUUUUCUAUCUCUGUGCUUUCUCUUUCUUGCCUCAUCUGAUAGUUAUGAAUAUAAUGUAAAAUGAAAAUCAACUACCAUAUGAUAACAUUAUUCCUGCAAACUAAUACGGUAAAGCAUCAGGGAAAGAAGACAUUAUGACAUAAGAAAAGCAUUUGGCAGUGUCUUUAAAAGGUUUCUUUUUUUUUUGCCAAU
Messenger RNA from Equus caballus (horse), 4722 nucleotides. RefSeq names its product LIM homeobox 4 (gene LHX4). Gene Ontology annotation, biological process: neuron differentiation; regulation of transcription by RNA polymerase II. Gene Ontology annotation, molecular function: zinc ion binding; RNA polymerase II transcription regulatory region sequence-specific DNA binding; DNA-binding transcription factor activity, RNA polymerase II-specific. Gene Ontology annotation, cellular component: nucleus. The record is from RefSeq and is a predicted model, not a curated record. NCBI's taxonomy places the organism in Eukaryota, Metazoa, Chordata, Mammalia, Perissodactyla, Equidae.